Molecule: messenger RNA, 2016 nt
Organism: Corylus avellana
Lineage: Eukaryota; Viridiplantae; Streptophyta; Magnoliopsida; Fagales; Betulaceae
Source: RefSeq, a predicted model, not a curated record
AUGCCAAUUCCUCAAAAUCCCAAAUGGGUGUUCCUCAUAUUCCUCUUCUUCUUCUUCUUCUUCUCGCCCUUCCUCUCCGACCCUCGACCCGUCCUUUUGUGCGGCUCCUCAAACAGGGGCACCAUCCUGGACUUCCUUCCAAAUUUCAUUGUUGUUAUGGAUAAUCUCACCGAGGAAGUCGAUGAAUCCGGAUGGUCAGCCGUGUCUAUUCUUUCGCCGGCUCCUCAGAUCUACACCUUUGCCCAGUGCUUUAGCUUUCUCUCCCACAACGAUUGCAUAGCCUGUCAGACUGAGGGCCGGACAGAGCUCCCCAGAUGCUUUCCUGCCGACUCGGGCCGCAUUUAUCUUGACGGUUGCUACCUUCGCUAUGAUACCCAUGAAUUCUUUGAGGAGCCGCUUAACAGAAACCUUGAUACGGUGAAAUGUGGGCGUGCCGGAGCUGUUACCAGUGAUCAGUACGUCGGACGGGAAUUUGCGAAAAGGGUUUAUAAAGCCGUCCAGGAUGUGACUACGACGGCGGCGAUGAACAAUGGGUUCGCAUUGGCAGGGGAGAAGGGAGGGGUGGAGGCUGUUUAUGCAGUAGCUCAGUGCUGGAAGAAACUGACGCCUGAUAGCUGCAGGAAAUGCCUGACCAAUGCAGCGCUAAAGGUAAGUAUGUGCGCGCCCGCCUCCGAGGGCACGGCUAUGAAUGUUGGUUGUUACUUGAGAUAUUCUACGGAGAAUUUCUCUCGCAAUGUCACUGAGCUGCCUAAGGAAUCAGGUGCGACCAUCGUUGGGGUCACCAUAGUAGGCAUUUUGGCAGCAAUUAUCUUAACUAUGCUUGCUCUCAUAUGUGGUGUACAUAAGAGAGUAUCAGAGAGGAAAACUGAGAAAAAAAAUCUUGCUGACAUUUCAAUUUCUGUGGACAAGUCCUUGAAUUUCAAGUAUGAAUUGCUCGAGAAGGCCACCAAUUCUUUUGAUGGCUCGAGGAAGCUAGGCCAAGGUGGAGCUGGUUCUGUGUUUAAGGGCACUCUCCAUGAUGGGACAAUUGUUGCAGUUAAAAGAUUGUUCUUCAAUACGCGGCAAUGGGCGGAUGAGUUCUUCAAUGAGGUGAACUUGAUCAGCCGCAUUCAACACAAGAACAUUGUUAAGCUUUUGGGUUGCAGCAUUGAGGGCCCAGAAAGCCUUCUAGUUUAUGAAUAUGUAAUCAACAAAAGCCUUGAUCAAAUAAUUUUCGGUAAGAACAACACAAUCCUUCUCCUAACCUGGCAGAAGCGGUUUGAUAUCAUCUCCGGAGUAGCAGCCGGCCUUGCAUAUCUUCAUGGAGGUUGUGGAGAAAAAAUAAUCCACAGAGACAUAAAAACCAGCAAUAUUCUCCUUGAUGAGAAUCUUACUGCAAAGAUUGCUGAUUUCGGACUUGCUCGAUGUGUCGCGCCAGAUAAAUCUCAUAUUAGCACAGGAGUAGCAGGAACACUAGGAUAUAUGGCUCCUGAAUAUCUUGUUCGAGGACAGCUAACAGAAAAGGCAGAUGUUUAUGCUUUUGGUGUGCUGGUUCUAGAGGUUGUAUGUGGCAGGAAGAACACUGUUUUCACGACAGGAUCAAGUUCAGUUUUGCACUCUGUUUGGAGGAAUUACAAGGCAAAGAAAAUUACUGACUCUGUUGAUCCUGCCUUGAAUGGUGUAUAUUCUGUGGGAGAGGCUUCCAACGUGCUUCAAAUUGGGCUUCUUUGCACUCAAGCUUCUGCUGCACUAAGACCAUCCGUGUUUGAAGUGGUUGAGAUGCUAAACAAUGAAAAAUGUGUCAUCCCCCCACCCAAACAACCUCCAUUCUUGAAUGCUAGUGUCCUAAGUUCAGAUGACUCCAGCAAUAAUUCUUAUUCUACGAUCACUUUGACCUCAAACUGGAAAACAACAACUGAAGGGUUCUCUUUGUCCAACAGCAAGUCCUCAAUCUCAAGUGGGCAACCGCCAGCUGAAGCCACCACUUUUUACAGUGCCCAAUCUGCCAGUGUGGGCAUUCCUGGAUCAGAUAAUUAG